Molecule: messenger RNA, 1121 nt
Organism: Sorghum bicolor (sorghum)
Lineage: Eukaryota; Viridiplantae; Streptophyta; Magnoliopsida; Poales; Poaceae
Product: chromophore lyase CRL, chloroplastic
Exons: 9
Coding region: 145-1017 (290 amino acids)
Biological process (GO): protein-phycocyanobilin linkage
Molecular function (GO): lyase activity
Source: RefSeq, a predicted model, not a curated record
AACCCAUAGCUUUCGUGGUCCACAGAAAAAACAUCACCAGUUCCCCCAAAUCACCCCUGACCCCUCCAAAAACCGCGAAUUUCCUCCCCGGCUCCUCUUCCUCAUCCGGGUCCUCGCGAAGCCGCCGUGGAAGGACCCCCGGCGAUGGGCUCCGGCGAGGAGGACACAGGAGGCGGAGGAGGGGCGGUGCGGGGUGCGGUGCUGAAGGCGCUCGUGGUCGUCGGCGGCGUCCUGCUGCUCCGCCGCCUGCGCCGCUCCACCACCCGCUGGGACCACGCGCGAGCCGUCGCCGACGCGCUCUCCGGUGAGAAGGUGACCCCGCGCCUCCCACACACUGGACUAUUGCUCGGUUCCCGAGGCAUUCCGAUGCGGCCGCACUGGAAAUUCUUCUCGAGGGAGCAGGCGAGGAAGGAUCCUGACAACUUCUUCAAUUUGAGAAUGCUCACAUGUCCUGCCACCGAGAUGGUGGAUGGCUCGAGGGUGCUUUACUUUGAGCAGGCAUUUUGGAGAUCUCCAGAAAAGCCUUUUAGACAAAGAUUCUACAUGGUAAAGCCCUGUCCGAAGGAGAUGAAAUGCGAUGUUGAGUUGAGUUCAUAUGCAAUUAGGGAUGCUGAAGAGUACAAAAAUUUCUGUGAUCGUCAAAAGGAUCAGAGGCCACAGCCAGAAGAAGUAAUUGCAGAUAUUGCAGAGCAUCUGACCACCAUACACUUGUCACGAUGUGGCCGUGGUAAACGUUGUUUAUAUGAAGGAUCUACCCCACCUGAAGGUUUUCCCAACAACUGGAGUGGUGCAUCAUAUUGUACAUCGGAUUUGUCCAUCCACAAAAACGGUGAAGUACAUAUCUGGGAUAAAGGUUUUGACGACGAAGGGAAUCAGGUUUGGGGAACCAAGGUUGGCCCUUAUGAGUUCAAGCCUGCCCCCAAAUCUAAAUAUGACGACAUGUUCUCGCCAUUAAAUUUCUCCGCCCCUUUGUCACUGGAGAAGCUGGAUAAAGCAUAUGUAAUCGAUGACCAGUAGAGCCUGAGCCCUCAAGUUUGUUCAUAGGAACGCAAUAAGUGAAUAGCAUGUAUGUAUAUAUUGUACUGAGUUCUAAUGCAUUCUUUUUUCGACCACCCUGUGCA